Lizanozyma spartinae is the source of this 2388-nucleotide messenger RNA. Its product is annotated as peptide alpha-N-acetyltransferase complex A subunit. NCBI's taxonomy places the organism in Eukaryota, Fungi, Ascomycota, Pichiomycetes, Serinales, Debaryomycetaceae. Gene Ontology annotation, biological process: N-terminal peptidyl-methionine acetylation. The transcript has a single exon. Bases 1 to 2388 code for a protein of 795 amino acids. The record is from RefSeq and is a predicted model, not a curated record. Gene Ontology annotation, cellular component: cytoplasm; NatA complex. Gene Ontology annotation, molecular function: protein binding; protein-N-terminal amino-acid acetyltransferase activity.
AUGUCAAAGCUGAUUCAAAAGAAGAAGGUGGGUGCACCCAUCUUGACCAAUAAGGAAGAUGAGAACUUUUAUGAAGCAUUGAAGUUAUACGAUCAGCUGCAGCACAAAAAAGCUUUAAAACUUGUGACUGCCAGUUUGAAGAAAAAUAGUAAUCAUGCUGCAUGUUUGGCGUUGAAAGGAUGCCUCAACUAUCAGCUUGGCAACAAAUCCGAGGCCGAGGCUCCAAUCUUAAAGGCAAUUGGAAAGGAACCCAGAAAUCACUAUGUUAAUCACUUGGCUGGAAUGUACUAUAAGUUAAUCGAUAACUACGAAGAAGCUGCCAAGUGGAUGAAGGCUGCAGUUGAUAAUGGCUCCCCUAAUACGGGAAUCAUUAGAGAUUUGGCUUAUGUUCAAACACAGAUUAGAGAUUACAAGAACUUAGUGGUUACCAGACAACAAUUUUUGGAGAAGCAACCUGGUUAUAGAGCAAACUGGACCAGUGUGGCAGUUGCUCACCAUAUGAAUGGUGAUCAUCAACAAGCAUACACUACAUUACAGAAAAUUGAGGAUAUCAUUAGAGAACACUUGAAUGAGGGGGACAGAUAUGAACAAAGUGAAUGUAUUCUUUAUAAAAUUCAAUUGAUAGGUGAAAGCGGAUUAGUUGAAAAGGCGUUAGACCAACUUGAAAAAGAUGAGAGGGAAAUCAAGGAUAAGUUGGCGUUUUUGGAGAUGAAGGGUCGUUAUUUGCUUAUGUUAAACCGCAAGAAAGAAGCAAGCGUGGUAUACCGUCAACUUUUGAAGCGUAAUCCCGACAACGUCCAGUUUUACAUUUUGCUCGAAACAUCUUUGGAAUCUGCUUCAAAACCAGUUGAAAUAAGAUUGAAAUUAUUUGACAAAUUAGCUUCAUUUUAUCCUAAAUCAGAUCCACCAAAGUUUGUACCUUUAUUAUUCUUACCUGCUUCUCAUCCUGAAUUCAAGUCAAGAGUGCGAGAAUAUUUGUUGUCUCAAUUGAAAAGAGGAUUUCCAGCUACUUUCGUCAACUUGAAGCCAUUAUACAAGAACCUGGCCAAGAGAGCUAUUAUUUUUGACAUAGUCAAUGAAUUCCAUAACCUUGAGUUAUCUCAGUUUGAUCCUACCGUUGCUGUUUGGACUAAGUUUUUUCUUGCCCAACAUUAUUUGUAUGUCAAUGAUUUAGAAAAGGCAGAGGAGUCCAUUAAUGAAGCCAUUGAGCAUACUCCCACUUUAGUUGAAUUGUAUAUUCUUAAGGCUAGAAUUAUAAAGCACAAGGGCGAUUAUGAAUUAGCAAGUGCUAUUAUGGAAGAGGGCCGUGAGUUAGAUUUGCAGGAUCGGUUCAUUAAUUCUAAAUCAACAAAGUAUCUUCUCAGAGCUAAUAAGGUUGACCAGGCUAUUGAUACUAUUUCCUUGUUCACAAAGCUUGACAAGGAUGCAGCCAAUGGUUUGAAGGAUUUACAUGUUAUGCAAGCAAACUGGGUUUUAGUCGAGAGUGCUGAGGCUUACGUUAGAAUAUACAAAAACUAUGUUAAGCAGUUACAAGCCCUUGAAGCUAAGGAUGAACAUGAAGAAGGCGAUAAGAAUAUUGAAGAAGAGAAGGAAGAAAUUUUGGAAAACAUUGAUAUGUAUAUGGGAUUGGCUUUGAAGAGAUACAAUGCAAUUGUCAAAAACUUUAAGAUAUUUUUCCAAGAUCAAUACGAUUUCCAUAGUUAUUGUCCAAGGCGUGGUACUCCUAGAGAUUAUGUGGAAACGUUGAAGUGGGAGGAUAAGAUCCAUACUACUCCAAUUUAUAUCCGGGUUAUCAAGGGAUUAUCCGGAAUUAUGUUUGAAAUCUAUGAUGAUCAAGUAAGAAAGCACAAUGCUCAAUUAAAGGAGCUAUUAGAAGAAGAAGACACCAAGUCAAAGAAAAAAUCCAAUGGGAAGAAGAAACUGAAAUCUCCCAAAUCUCAAUUGAUCAAAAAGAAAUCUAAAUUGGUCCCAUUGGUAGAACUGGAAAAGGAUGACCAGGAUCCAUUUGGAUCGAAGGCGCUUUCUGAUUUACAAAAUAAUGCGAAUGGUAAGAUUAUGGAUAUUUUGCUUGAGUUGGCUAAAACUGUUUCAGAUGAAGAUCCAAUGUUGAAGACCCCAUGGGAAAUUGUCAUCAACGUAUAUUUAAAUGAAGGGAAAUACGUGUUGGCCCUUCAAGCCAUCCGUAGCUUAGAGAAGGUCAUGACUCGUAGGGGUUCAGCCAAAUCGAGAUUAGUUGGUGAAUAUGUUUUGAAAUUGGACGAAUCAAUUAAUAAAGAUACUCAAAUCAACUCUGCUAUUGCUCAAGUUGUUAGCAAAAGUAUUAUUGCUGCGUUCCCAGAAUUUACGAAGGAUGCACCCGACGCAUUUUUAGCUAUUUACUGUCAAUAA